AGCGACUCCACAAUCUCACAAAGACCAUCAACAAAAAGCCAGACGAGUGUCAAGGUGGCUCUGGAGUCUGCUUGAGCCCGAUUGCCAUGAAUAUGAAUCCAUUUACGACUGAAUGCGUCUGUCAGACUGUGGUGCACUUCAUGCGUUUUUACCAUCCCCUUAAGACAUACCCACAGGCGAUUUCGAAUGACGACGAAGGUCUUGAUGAAGACCACGCAUGUAGCCCAUCAAAUGUCUUGCAGAGAAUUCACAGCAAGUCUGGAUGGGGCACAACUGGUGUGCCGCCAUAUGUUGAUGGGAAGGAAGUUUCUUGUGACAACCAGCCUGGCAAUGGCUGGUGCGACCAUGACGGGGUGUAUCAUAAAGGAGACCAUUGAGUCUUAAUGGCUUAUCGG
This is a messenger RNA of Protomyces lactucae-debilis, 395 nucleotides long. RefSeq lists its product as uncharacterized. NCBI's taxonomy places the organism in Eukaryota, Fungi, Ascomycota, Taphrinomycetes, Taphrinales, Protomycetaceae. The transcript has a single exon. The coding region runs from base 87 to 377 and encodes 96 amino acids. The record is from RefSeq and is a predicted model, not a curated record.